Molecule: messenger RNA, 1431 nt
Organism: Arabidopsis arenosa
Lineage: Eukaryota; Viridiplantae; Streptophyta; Magnoliopsida; Brassicales; Brassicaceae
Source: the annotation of a GenBank genome assembly
GAGAAAAAUCCAUAGAUUGUUUCUUCCUCUAUAAGCAACGGUGUGUGAUUCUGUAUCAAAAUCAUCAGAUUCGCAUCCAUUUUCGUUUGAAUCUCUACGUUUUUCGGUUGAUUUUGCUUCUGAGAGAGCCCAGAUCCGAAGUUUCUCGAGGAAGAAUAAUGUCGGCAAGGCAUGGGCAAUCGUCGUAUCGAGAUCGGACGAAGGAAUUCUUCGAUAUCGUUGAGAGUCUAAGGAGAUCGAUUACUCCGGCGGCGAAUAAUGUGAACGAUGGUUCGAGAAGAGAGGAUCUUAUCAACAAAUCCGAGUUCAACAAAAGAGCUUCUAAGAUUGGUUUAGCAAUUAAUCAGACGUCGCAGAAGCUUUCGAAGCUAGCGAAACUUGCAAAGAGGACAUCAGUUUUUGAUGAUCCGACUCAGGAGAUACAAGAGCUGACGGUAGUCAUUAAGCAAGAGAUCUCUGCUCUAAAUACUGCUCUGCUUGACCUUCAAGUGCUUCGUAGCUCCCAGAAUGGCGAAGAGAACAAUUCUAGAGAUACAUCAACUCACUCAACAACAGUUGUUGACGUUCUAAAGAAUCGCUUGAUGGAUACUACCAAAGAUUUUAAGGAUGUUCUUACUAUGAGAACCGAGAACAUGAAGAUCCAUGAGAAUCGAAGGCAACUCUUCUCUUCAAACGCUUCAAAAGAAUCAACAAACCCGUUUGUUCGCCAGCGGCCUUUGGCUGCUAAGGCUUCUGCUAGUGAAUCUGCUCCUCUUCCAUGGGCGAAUGGGUCUUCUUCAUCGUCAUCUCAGUUAGUCCCAUGGAAGCAAGGAGAGGCUGAAUCUUCGCCAUUGUUGCAGCAGAGUCAACAACAACAACAACAACAGCAGCAACAGAUGGUCCCAUUGCAAGACACAUAUAUGCAGAGCCGAGCUGAAGCUCUACACAACGUCGAAUCAACAAUCCAUGAGCUUGGCAGUAUCUUCACACAACUAGCAACCAUGGUAUCUCAACAAGGGGAAAUUGCAAUCAGGAUCGAUCAAAACAUGGAAGAUACAUUAGCGAAUGUGGAAGGCGCACAGAGCCAACUGGCGAGGUAUCUUAACAGCAUAUCGUCAAACCGAUGGCUGAUGAUGAAGAUUUUCUUCGUACUCAUUGCAUUUCUCAUGAUUUUCCUCUUCUUCGUAGCGUAAACAUUGAGACUAAAAAAUUGUUUUAAAAGAGUUUCAAAAUCUAGACAUGGUUCUUUUUACUGUCGUACUGUUACAUGGGAGCAAAGACUGUUACUUGAGAAGAGAGCUGGUUUAGAAGAAGAGCCGGUUUAGUUUGGUUUAGACCUUUUGUAUAUAAACUUUAGUAUGUGUCAUUGUGGUGACUGGUGAGAGUUUCAAAAUCUAGACAUGGUUCAGAUUGUAUUGAUUUUUUGUGAGAUAAUAAAGAUUACAGAUUCUU